AUGAAAAAUCAAAGCUUAUAUCAGCUCUUCAAGGACUCCAGGUUAGCUCAGGUGGCAACGCCUUUGGGAAAAUCUCUUAGAGGAUCGGGUAAAAUAGCACCAACCCACCAGAUCCUCUUUGCACCCAAGGGAAGUUCUUCCCGCUCAGAGUACGGUCUCAAAACACCUUUACCUAAGCAGGUGGGGGUAUCUCACAUUGUCAUGAACUCCAUGGAUAACUCCAACGGCAUUCCAGACGUGGAGAAAUUUUCAAGUCCGCAUUACAACAGAUUGAAGUUCCAGGAGUCUGGGAUCGUGUUGAAGAAAUCUCAUGGCAAUGCGAAUCCUUUAUUCGCAUGGGACACAUCUAAAACUGUCAACAACUCGUCUAGUGUCGAAGAUGAUAGCCUUUUAUCGCAGCUCAACCUUGGCAUGAACGCCAACCUCAACAAUAUCAAGAAGGUUCUCAAAGCCAACCCCACGCUAGCCAAGGACUUCAAACUGUGGCUAUUGAAGAAGUCACCGGAGUCAAUUGUGUUUAAGAUUCCUUCAAAGCUCGAACAGCUUUUAAAGGAGUUUCUCUCCAGCCCAGAGAAUGUAAACAAGCAUCGUUCCUCACUUAACGACUUGACGAGAAAGUUUGGUAAGGUCUCCACCAGAUCCUCCCCUAGAGUAGUUCAAGGUACCGGGGGUCUCUCAUACAAUCAGAAAGGUCGUCUUAAUAACACACCAAAUGGUGUCAAGCAUGGCGUCAUUGCUCCAGGUCGACUUGUUGGCGACAGAGAAGCUACCAUCGGCGGCUUUGUUGCCUCAGUGAACGAAAGAACAACUAUAUUGCAGAAUAACUUCAUCAACAAUGCACCAGGUAAACAUGCAAGACAAUUUGUGCUCCCAUUCAAAGUCAGUGAGGCGGAACUUACGCCAAGUGGUGGCGUUAGAAUGUAUGCUGAUGGGGUUAGAGUUGGCUCCUGGAUCCAAAGAACGGAGAGUGGUCCAUCAUACGCCAACAGAUCCAACUACGUGGCGUCAAACCCCAACUUUGGCAGUCUUUCUGAAAGAAACAGUAGAGAUGCCGAGGCUCUAGAGAAUUUAUUGGGCUUGGUCUCCAAAAACAAGUCGUAA
Messenger RNA from Candidozyma auris, 1101 nucleotides. RefSeq names its product mitochondrial 37S ribosomal protein bS1m. Gene Ontology annotation, biological process: mitochondrial translational initiation. Gene Ontology annotation, molecular function: structural constituent of ribosome. The coding region runs from base 1 to 1101 and encodes 366 amino acids. Gene Ontology annotation, cellular component: mitochondrial small ribosomal subunit. Lineage: Eukaryota; Fungi; Ascomycota; Pichiomycetes; Serinales; Metschnikowiaceae. The record is from RefSeq and is a predicted model, not a curated record. The transcript has a single exon.